CAGGUAUCAAACUUCACUGCUGUUCUGAAUGUGGCAAAGAGUUUUCAGACAUGAGUAAUCUUCAGAGCCACCAACGAAUUCACACAGGAGAGAAAACGUACUGCUGUUCUGAAUGUGGUAAACAAUUCCCACGACGUAGUACUCUUCUGAGGCACAUUAAAACUCACUCAGGAGAGAAGCCAUAUUGCUGUUCUGAAUGUGGCAAGCAAUUUUCAAGAAGAAAUAACCUUUCGAUUCAUGAAAGAAUUCACACUGGAGAGAAGCCAUAUUGCUGCCCUGAAUGUGGAAAACAAUUCUCUUACAGUAGUAAUCUUCAGGUACACAUUAAAACUCACACAGGAGAGAAGCCAUACUGUUGUUCUGAAUGUGGUAAACAAUUCCUGCGAUGUAAUUCUCUUCUGAGGCACAUUAAAACUCACUCAGGAGAGAAGCCAUAUUGCUGUUCUGAAUGUGGCAAGCAAUUUUCACAAAGAAAUCACCUUUCAGUUCAUGAAAGAGUUCACACAGGAGAGAAGCCAUAUUGCUGUACUGAAUGUGGAAAACAAUUCUCUUACAGUAGUAAUCUUCAGGUACACAUUAAAACUCACACAGGAGAGAAGCCAUACGGUUGUUCUGAAUGUAGCAAAAAGUUUACACGGAGAAGCCAACUUCAGAUCCACCAAAGAAUUCACACAGGAUAGAAGCCAUAUCCCUGUUCUGAAUGUGGCAAACAGUUUUUACUAAGAAGCCACCUUUUGACUCACAAAGGAAUACACACUGGGGAGAAGCAGUUUGGCUGUAAUAAAUGUGGCAAACACUUUUUAAAAA
This is a messenger RNA of Erpetoichthys calabaricus (reedfish), 807 nucleotides long. RefSeq names its product gastrula zinc finger protein XlCGF49.1-like. The record is from RefSeq and is a predicted model, not a curated record. Bases 51 to 680 code for a protein of 209 amino acids. Lineage: Eukaryota; Metazoa; Chordata; Cladistia; Polypteriformes; Polypteridae. The transcript is spliced from 2 exons.